Molecule: messenger RNA, 1068 nt
Organism: Salpingoeca rosetta
Lineage: Eukaryota; Choanoflagellata; Craspedida; Salpingoecidae
Exons: 2
Coding region: 1-1068 (355 amino acids)
Source: RefSeq, a predicted model, not a curated record
AUGCCACUCUCCGUCGAUGUGGAACUCGACGUUGAAGUUGACGUGGAUGAUGUUGUGGAAGUCGAUGUGGACGUCGAGGAAGAGCUGGUUGACGAAGACGAAGUCGACGUGGACGAUGAUGACGAUGAUGAUGUUGAUGACGUUGUGGAGGAUGACGUGGAUGUGGAGGGUGAUGAAGAUGAAGACGAAGACGAAGAAGACGAAGACAGCGUCGUCGUGCUCGUGCUUGUGCUCGUUGUAGUCAUCGGCUCCGUACCACUUCCAGUCGUUGACGUCGUUGUCGUUGUUGUUGUGGGCUCGGUGCCACUUCCCGUGCUUGUCGACGUGGAUGUUGAAGAGGAUGUCGACGACAUGGUUGUUGUGGAUGUGCUGGUGGACGUGGAUGUCAUUGAAGAGGAAGUGGAGGAGGAAGAGGAUGUGCUGGUGGACAGCGUUGUAGAUGACGACGAAGAUGUGGACGAUGAAGAAGAUGAGGACGUGGAAGAGGACGUCGAGGUUGACGUCGACGUGGAUGUGGACGACACCGUUGUUGUGGAUGUACUCGUCAUGGGCUCGGUUCCACUUCCAGUCGAUGUUGUGGUCAUCGUCGUGGUCGAGGUUGGCUCAAAACCGCUCUCCGUGCUCGUGCUACUCAUCGUCGUUGUCAUCGUUGACGUGGAAGAUGAUGUUGAUGAGGAUGAAGACGUUGAUGGCGAUGAAGACGUUGAGGAUGAUGACGAAGUACUAGAGGACGUUGAGGAGGAAGAUGAAGUGCUGGAAGACGAGGAUGAUGACGAAGAAGUGGAUGAGGAUGACGAGGUGGAAGUGGAAGUGGAGGUUGUCGUGCUCGUGGCAGACGACGACGAUGAAGAGGUUGACGAUGAAGAGAUUGACGAUGAAGAGGUUGACGAGGAUGUUGAAGUGGAAGUGGAAGCAGACGUGGAUGUGCUGCUACUGGAGGAGGAAGACGUGGACGAUGCUGUCGUCUCCGCACCACUCAUCUCUGUCGUGGUCGCGGUGGUCGUCGUCAUUCUCGUGGUCGACCCCAUCAUGCCACUGCCAGUUGUCGACAUCCAUCCCCGCUUGUAA